AUGGGCGACUCCGCCACCCCAAAACCCGUCGCAGUCCUCUUCGUCUGCCUAGGAAACAUCUGCGUCUUCCAGUCCCUUGUCACCUCCUCUUCCCCCAGCACACAGCGCCUAAUCACCACAAUCGAUUCCAGCGGCACAGGCGCCUACCACGUCGGCGACGCCCCCGACCCGCGCACCAUGGCGACGCUUAAACAAAACGGCAUUACCAACUAUAAACACGCGGCGCGGAAGUUUGCACCAGCGAGCGACUUCGAGAAGUUCGACUAUAUCCUCGCCAUGGACGAUUCGAAUCUCGAGGACCUCGAGGACCUGCGGAGGCGAGCGGUGAAGAGAAAGGACGGUGAUGAGGGUUUUGGGAAGGUGAUGCUGUUUGGUGAGUUUGGAGGAAAGGUAAGGAGGAGCGGAAGAGGAGAGGAGGUACAGGAUCCGUACUAUGGGGCGAAUGAUGGGUUUACGACUGCGUAUGAGCAGGCGGUCAAGUUCUCGAAGGUGUUUCUGGAGAGGUUGGAGAGGGGAGAGUUGAGUUAG
This is a messenger RNA of Macroventuria anomochaeta, 528 nucleotides long. Its product is annotated as low molecular weight phosphotyrosine protein phosphatase-like protein. Gene Ontology annotation, molecular function: protein tyrosine phosphatase activity. Gene Ontology annotation, biological process: protein dephosphorylation. The record is from RefSeq and is a predicted model, not a curated record. The transcript has 2 exons. NCBI's taxonomy places the organism in Eukaryota, Fungi, Ascomycota, Dothideomycetes, Pleosporales, Didymellaceae. Bases 1 to 528 code for a protein of 175 amino acids.